Messenger RNA from Trichobilharzia szidati, 231 nucleotides. NCBI's taxonomy places the organism in Eukaryota, Metazoa, Platyhelminthes, Trematoda, Strigeidida, Schistosomatidae. The record is from the annotation of a GenBank genome assembly.
GUGGGCUCCACAGGUGUUGCAGUAGGCAUUGAACAUAUUGAUGAGUUAACGCAAUUUGCAACAAAAAAUGUUGGAAAUUGGAUGAAGCAUAGUCAAGCAGCUAAAACAGCUGGCAUAGAAUUGGGAAUACAACUAAAACUUGUAACUGGUGAUGGUCGUCAAGGUUGGCAAAAGGAUGCCCUUUAUGAUGCUAUUCAUGUUGGUGCUUCAGCUCCAACUAUUCCUAAUGCC